Molecule: messenger RNA, 324 nt
Organism: Rangifer tarandus platyrhynchus (Svalbard reindeer)
Lineage: Eukaryota; Metazoa; Chordata; Mammalia; Artiodactyla; Cervidae
Source: the annotation of a GenBank genome assembly
AUGCUGAGAACCCCCACAGCCCUUGCACCCUGCGGCACUGCCCCGCAGAGGGAGGGCUGGCGGAGUCGGGGUGCUGUGGUGGGCUGUGCGGGACGUGGGAGCUCAGGCCCGAGGCGCCUGAACGGCGUGGGGGCCGCCAUUGCUGCCACUUACGCGGACGGAACACUGGAGGCAGCCUGCACCGCUGUCUGUGGUCAGUCUGCCCCAGCCUGCCCCGGCACAGGAGGACAGACCACCCCGGCCCCUCCUGGUUCACCACUGACCCCCGCCGGGUCGAGGGUCCCAGAGCUGCGAGAGGGGAGAGUGGCACUUAAAGGGAGCUGA